This is a messenger RNA of Colletotrichum orchidophilum, 327 nucleotides long. RefSeq lists its product as uncharacterized. The transcript has a single exon. NCBI's taxonomy places the organism in Eukaryota, Fungi, Ascomycota, Sordariomycetes, Glomerellales, Glomerellaceae. The record is from RefSeq and is a predicted model, not a curated record. Bases 1 to 327 code for a protein of 108 amino acids.
AUGCCGAUCCCGCUCCACAAGGCCGCAGAAGAGAAAUACGUCUGCGACAGCGACAACUGCGCGUUCAAAGGUGAGACCGAGUCCUCGGCGGGAGCUCACCCCAAGUUCGGACCACCUCGUCAAGUGCCCCGGCUGCGACUUUGUCUUCUGCAUGGCCACGUACCACCUCACCGACGAGGUAUUGGGCGGGCUGCAGGAGUUGCUGGCGCGGCGGGCCUAUCGGAGGGCGCCUACCCUCGACCCGUCUCUGAGGAGGACGUAUUCGUGUACUCAGCAGGCGAUGGGGUGUCUAUGGAGGGUGGAGGCGGUCGAGCAUGCUUAGAGUAG